Leopardus geoffroyi (Geoffroy's cat) is the source of this 2084-nucleotide messenger RNA. RefSeq names its product zinc finger protein 525-like. The record is from RefSeq and is a predicted model, not a curated record. NCBI's taxonomy places the organism in Eukaryota, Metazoa, Chordata, Mammalia, Carnivora, Felidae.
CCGUAUUCUUCAACAGCAGAAUAUUGACUAUGGAGAGAGGCAAGAUGUUGAGAGAAGCAUUUAAUAUGGCCACAAAUCCAGUGCCCUCAAGAAAAAUAUCCCAUAAAUGUGACUCCUCUGGAACAAGCUUGAAAAGUGUUUCAGGAUUAAUUAUUAUUAAUAGAAACCAGAUAAGAAAAAAGCCUAAUGAUCUCAAUGGAUGUGGAUUCCUUGAUAUGGUACAUGGGAAGACUCACCCAGGGAACAAGCCCUGUGAAAAUGAUCAAAAGAAAUCCCACAGACAUAAUGAGGAGUUUAUACAACAUCAGAAGAAUUCUGUUUUGAAGAAGAUUCUUGAAUAUAAUAAUUGUGGGAAAGCCUUUCACAAAAAGGCGGCCUUUGUUACACGUAAGAGAGCUCACAAAGGAGAGAAAUCCUCUGAAGGUAAUGAAUGCAGACAAGCCAUCACCCAAAAGUUAAAGCUCAAUGCUCAUCCAAGAACCCUUAGGGAAAGGAAAUCGCAUGAAUCAAUAAAAACAGGAAAUCUUCAUGCAUGAAGUCAAAACAUGCACAUCAGAGAGCUCACCUAGGGGAGAAAUACUAUGAUUGUAAUAAACUAGAGACAUCCUUUAGCAGGAAGUCCAACCUAACUCAACAUCAGAGAGGGUACGGAGGAGGAAAACCCAAGGAGUAUAAUGAAAGUGAGGAAACCUUGUGGAAGUCAUACCACACUCAAAGUGAGAGAACUCUUGGAAAGAAAGUCUAUGACGAUGAUAAAUGUGGGAAAUCCUUCCACGCAAAGCCAUGCCUCACUCAACAUCAGAGAACUCAUACAACAGAAAAACUUAGUGAGGGUAAUGAUAGUGAAAGCACUGUAAAGAAGGAGUCACACCUCCCUCCAAAUCAGAGAAUUAACACAAGAGAGAACAGCUUUAAAGGUAAAAAAUGUGAGAAGUCCUCCUGUGAGAAGCCAAAACUCACUCAACAUCAGAGCGCUCACAAGGGAAAGAAAGCCUAUGACUGUAAUAGAUGUAGGAAAAGCUUUCGUAAGAAAACAGACCUUGCUCAACCUCAGAGCACACACACAGGAAAAAAGCCCUUUGAGUGUAAUGAGUGUGGGAAGUCCUUCUUUGUGAAGUCCAGCCUCACUGAACAUCAGAGAACUCACAUAGGAGAGAAGCCUCAUGAAUGUAAUGAAUGUGGAAAGUCCUUCUGCCAGAAGUCAGCCCUCACAGUGCAUCAGAGAACUCACACAGGAGAGAAACCAUACAAAUGUAAUGAAUGUGGGAAAACCUUCUGUGUGAAAUCAAACCUUACUCAGCAUCAAAGGACCCACACAGGAGAGAAACCCUACAAAUGCCCUGAAUGUGGGAAAACCUUCCAUGAAAAAUCAGCCCUCGCGAAACAUCAGAGAAUUCACACGGGGGAAAAACCCUCUGAAUGUAAUGAAUGUAGGAAAACCUUCGGCCAGAGGUCAGCCCUCACCAAACGUCAGAGAAAAACACACAAGAAGAAAACUUCCAUCAACGCUGCCUGCGUGCGGAAGCCGGUGUCUACAAGUCAGACUCGUUGAACGUCAGCAAAAUCACAGGGCUGAAAAGCUAAGAUGUCAACACGUGUAGGAAAGUCUUCAUCAGUCGGUUAUAGCUUAUUGGAACUAGAGGAUUCAUAUGGGAGUGAAACCUCAUGAAUGCUUUGAACAUGUGAAAUCUUUCGACAAAUAUUCAAGGAUAUUGAGGGGAAAUGUAUCAGUUUAAGGAAUAUGGAUAAAAAUGUUCUUGCGGAAAUAUUAACCAGAAGUCCUAUUUCAGAUGUGAUACCAAACUUAUUAUAGAAAAGAGAACAGAAGAUAUUCUGUUAAUAGAUUGUGAAGCGUGGAGCUUUUCUAAAAGCGUAAAUAAUUUAAGUCAUUGAUGCAACAGCCUGAAAUGUAUGUGUGAAGACUGAGGCAUUUUGGACUAUAAGCAUAUAGUACAUGAGCGUGCCAUACGACAUGAAUCACAUGUAUGGUCGAUUUGUGUGCAGGAACCCACCGCUGUUCCCGAAUCUCAACAGUACAGCACAUAGAGACUAAGUGGAAAUGGAGCCAUCCCCUAACCUGUGAC